Brienomyrus brachyistius is the source of this 4506-nucleotide messenger RNA. RefSeq names its product protein NLRC3-like. Lineage: Eukaryota; Metazoa; Chordata; Actinopteri; Osteoglossiformes; Mormyridae. Bases 1126 to 3369 code for a protein of 747 amino acids. The record is from RefSeq and is a predicted model, not a curated record. The transcript has 5 exons.
UAUUAUUGUUGUUGUAGACUGUUAACCCUGGUCUGUGACAUAUAGCCUUCCAGAGCAUAUAGUUGUAAAGGUGCUUUAAAAGCACUCAUGUCAAUGACUACAUGCUUUUUUGACUGAAGCAUACGGUAGAAUACAGCAUAUACUGUAGUUAUUAGUCCAAAUUAGUGGACAUCUCUGCCUGUGAUUAUAAACUGCCUGGACCUGCCGAGUAAUAACUGCCCAUUUUGCUAUGUUUGAAAGACACUACAGCUGGAAAACUGACGUUUGAAUAUAAAGCUAACAUUACUUUCGGUUUGUAUUACAGAGUCAGGCUGUGAUACACAGGAACUGGUUUCUUUACAGCCAUAAUCACCUAAGCAAUGGCUCACCAUUCCCAUGGAGAGGUUUGGCUAUAAUGUUUUGGCAUAAGAUGCAUGUUUUCUCUAAAAACCUGACACUGAAAGGCAGGAAAGCUUAAGUUGAGUAACUAUUUUCAGCUGAAUACACUAGGUUUUAUGUUUUUUUUUUUUAAAUAUAUAUGUGAUAUAUCACCUAUUCUAAUGAACAGGUAGCAAAAACGUCAAUUCAGAGUCAAUUCAAUUGAUUUGCUGAAAAUAGCAGACAAAAAGCUCACUCUCCGCAGUGCGCUUCCUCAGGCUACUCCCUUAUCAUAGCGCACUGCAUGAAAUGUUAGAUGUACUGUAACAGAACAGAAUAACUUAGCAGACAAAAAGCUCACUCUCCACCGUGCACUUCCUCAGGCUACUUCCAUAUCAUAGCACACUGCACGAAAUGUUAGAUGUACUGUAACAGAACAGAAUAACUUCAUAUAAAAAAUGUAGAAUUAUAUUGGAUGCUGUCUUAACAAGAUGUUUGUAAUGUAUUUUGUUUUUGACCUUUAUUGUUCUAAUGUGCUCUAUUGGGUCUUAAACUAUUUUUAUUGCUAUUUAAAUCGGAAGGGUCUCUCAAGACAUUUUAAAAAUCAGUGGACUGAUAUGCUUAAAUAAAGGUUUAAUAAUAAUAAUGCGGAAAAUAAACGCACACAUAUAGUAAUGACAGAAUCACAAUAGGUGUCUCCAGCAGCCACAUACAACAGGAAAAGUGGUUUCUGUUAAUGUAAAGGUCAGUGCAUGUGUGUGAGUGACCAUGUACAGGUUUGUGAGGUCUCAUGGACUCAUCUCCGACAUUCUGCAGACCCAGACCUCGCUCGCUGUCCUCUUGAUGCAUUCUCUGGAGGAGCUCACUGAAGAUGAGCUGAAGAAGUUUACAUUUUACCUGAUUCACCUGGUGUAUGAAGAGUAUCAGCGCAUUCCCAGGGGUCAGCUGGAGAAUUUGGACAGAAUAGGCAUCACCGACAUGAUAAUACGUUCCUAUGGUGAAGUCGGUGCUCUCAAGGUCACGCUUGAGAUCCUGAAGAAGAUGAACCUAAAUGAUCUUGUUCAGAGACUGAGUAAAGACCUGAAGAAGGGUCCCCAAGCAGGAAGUGAGCUGGGUGACAUAUUGGAGCAGAACAUUAUUAUGUCAAAAAGAUCAAAGGACUCCAGUGCCCAGGGAGGAAAAAAAGAAAGAGGAGAGGAGGAAAAACGGGAAAAAGACAAAGGGGAACUCAUGCAGUGUCAGCACAGAAUAAAAUGUAACCUGAAGCAGAAAUUUCAGUGUGUAUUUGAAGGGAAACCUAAGGGAGGACAGCCAACACUUCUCAGUGAGAUUUACACAGAACUCUACAUAACUGAAGGUGGGACUGGUGGAGUCAAUGAUGCACAUGAAGUGAGACAGAUUGAAACAGCAUCUAAGAAAUGGCGAACAGAAGAUACUACAGUCAAGUGCAAUGAUAUAUUUAAACCCUUAUCUGGGCGUGAAACACCUAUCAGAACUGUACUCACUAAAGGAGUGGCAGGUAUCGGGAAAACAGUUUCUGUGCAGAAAUUUAUUCUCGAUUGGGCAGAAGGAAAAGCAAACCAGGAUCUUCACUUCAUAUUUGCUCUUCCUUUCCGGGACCUGAAUUUGAUUAAGGAUGAAUACAGUCUGAUUGAACUGCUUCACCGCUUUGUCCCAGAACUGAAAUCGCUGGAAUCCACUGAGCUGUUUAGUUAUAAAAUCUUGUUCAUCUUUGAUGGUCUGGAUGAAUGUCGCCUUUCUCUCGAUUUUCUGAACAAUGAGAGCUGGUUUGAUAUAACAAAGAAAAUGUCACUUAAUGUGCUGCUGACUAACCUCGUUAAGGGGAAUCUGCUUCCAUCUGCUCUCCUCUGGAUAACCUCCCGGCCUGCAGCAGCCAAUCUGAUACCUCCUGACUGCAUCCACCGGGUGACCGAGAUACGAGGGUUCAGUGAUGCCCAGAAGGAGGAGUAUUUCAGGAGGAGAUUCAGUGAACAGAGCCUGGCCAACAGGAUUAUCACACAUGUGAAAUCAUCAAGGAGCCUCUUCAUCAUGUGCCACAUACCUGUGUUCUGCUGGAUUUCAGCUACUGUGCUUAAGAGGCUUUUUAGUGAGACUGACAGGGGAGAAAUUCCAAGGACUCUAACUGAAAUGUACACACACUUCCUGAACGUUCAAACAGGAUUUAAAAACGAGAAGUACAUGAAGAAAUUACAGCUUAAAACACACAGCCAGGAAUUCCUUUUAAAACUUGGUAAACUGGCUUUUGACAACCUUGAGGAAGGCAAUCUCAUAUUUUAUGAGGAAGAUUUGAUAGAGAAUGACAUUGACGUCAGUGAAGCUUCAGUUUACUCUGGACUAUGCACAGAAGUCUUUAAAGAGGAAUAUGGGUUGUAUGAGGAUAAGGUGUACUGCUUUGUGCAUCUGAGCAUCCAGGAGUAUCUCGCUGCUUUAUAUGUAUUUCUGUCAAACUCAUCAGCCGACCUGCUGAAGACUGCAGUGGAUCAGACAUUAACAAGCAAGAAUGGACAUUUGGACCUCUACCUCCGCUUCCUCCUGGGUCUCUCAACAGACUCCAGUAAGACUCUGUUAAAAAGGCUUCUGGGACAGACCAGAACCAGCUCACAUAACAUUGAGGAAACAGCCGAAUACAUCAAGUGGAAUAUACAGAAUAAUUUAUCUCCAGAAAGGACCAUCAAUCUGUUCCACUGUCUGAAUGAACUGGGUGACAAUUCUCUAGUAAAGGAAAUCGAAAGAUACCUGAAGUCAGGGCGUCUUUCAGCAGAUGACCUCUCACCUGCACAGUACUCAGCUCUGGCCUUUGUGAUGCUGAUGUCAGAUGAGGAGCUGGAUGUGUUUGAUAUGAAGAAAUUCAUCAGAUCAGAUAAAGAGCACUGGAGGCUGCUGCCUGUGGUCACGAACUCCAGGACAGCUUUCUGGAUCUGGCCAGAGAAUUUCAUCAACAUCGUAGGCAAUGUUGUCAUUAGCAAGACACCUUGGAAAGAAACGUCUUGAAUGACGAAUCCAUCCUUAUAUUGCUGCUACCUCCAUCUGGUCACAGGCCUCCUCCAUGGCUUGGAUGAGGGGUACCUCAGCCUGGAGAUGGAGAUCAUAUACCUUCCACCGCCAUGCUGAGAAAAACUCUUCUAUAGGGUUGAGGAAUGGAGAGUAUGGUGGAAGAUAUAGGACGGUGAAAUGUGGAUGUUGCUGAAACCAGUUCUGAACCAGAGUAGAGCGGUGGAAAGACACAUUGUCCCAGACAACAAUGUAUUGCAUAUGAUCGAUUUGGUUUGCUGCUGUUAUGUUGUGCAAUUGGUCCAAGAAUGUAAGUAUGAGUGCUGUGUUGUAAGGGCCCAUAUGGGCAUGGCGGUGGAGGAGCCCAUUCUGUGUAAUGGCUGCACAGAGUGUUAUAUGUCCCACACGUUGCCCUGGGACAUUGACUAUAGCCCUGUGGCCAAUGACGUUUCUUCCCCUCCUUCGUGUUCUCGUCAGGUUGAAUCCAGCCUCAUCUACGUAAAUGAACUCAUGCUGGAUCUCCUCUCCAUCCAUUCGUAAAACUACCUGAAGAACAGUGUCAGGCAAAAUUGUGUAGUUCAGUGUAGAUAUAGUAUACAUAUUACAGUACAGUAAAAGAUUAUGAGACAGUAUGCAAGAUCACACUGCUAAAGUGAAUACAUACCUCUGCAUAAUCAUGCCGCAGUCGUUUCACCCUUUCGGAAUUGCGCUCGAAAGGCACUCGAUAAAUUUGCUUCAUUUGAAUAUGGUUUUUUUUUAGGAUGCGUGCCAGUGUUGAUAUUGAGACCUGAUGGAUAUCGUUGAAACUGGCAUGGUUAUUGACAAUGUUAGCUUGGAGCUGUUUGAGUGUUAUAGCAUUGUUGGCCAAAACCAUGUUUACUAUCUCCCUCUCUUGCUGUUCUGUGAACAUAGGAGGCCUUCCCCCUUGUUGUUCCUGACCCUCAAUCCUAUGUAGAAAAAAAUCUGUAAACAAUAGUACAGUAUAUUUCACAGGACAAGGUAACAGAAGUGCUGAUACUGCAUAGAAUACAGUACUGUAAAGCAGUUACUGAAACCGUGCAGAUGUUUUUGAUAUGGUGAUAUUUGUACAAUACCUAUUUUCCAGCCGAAAUGUUCUUAUCACACUUGCCACUGUGU